AUGGCAACUGGAUUACCAACAUUCCCGCAAUUUUCUGUACACGAAAAUGCUGUCGACAUCAGAUGGAAAAAAUGGGUGAAGAGGUUGGAUAACCUAUUGGUUGGUAUGAACAUCAAAGACAAAGACAGAAAACGUGCAUUGUUCUUACAUUUUGCUGGAGAUGAAGUCAAUGACAUUUUCGAUACUCUACCCAACACAGGCAACGACUAUAAAACUGCUGUUGAAAGAUUAACAGAGUACUUUGCGCCGAAGAAAAACACAGAAUUUGAAGUUUUCAAAUUUCGCCAAACAAGACAAAUGUCCAGUGAGAAUAUUGACAGUUUCCACACCAGACUGAGACAACUAGGACAAAACUGUGAAUUUGUUGAUUGUGACAAAGAGAUCAAAUCACAAAUAAUUCAGGGAUGCAGUUCAACCAGACUUCGGAGGAGAGCGCUACAGGAGGACAUGGAUCUUCAUAAGUUAAUAGCGAUGGCCCGAAGUAUGGAGAUUUCACACCUACAAGCUCAGGAAAUUGAAAAAAAAACUGAUCGUGCCUACCCACAGAGAGAAGACACGAAUGCUGUAAAAAGAAAAUCUAAUGGCGGUUGGAGUAAACAGAACCGAACACACUCAAACAAGCCAUCACAGGUAUGUCGAAACUGUGGAGGAAACUUUCCUCACGAGAAGCCCUGUCCAGCAAAAGGGAAAGUAUGUCACUCUUGUAAAAAGUACAAUCAUUUUUCAAAAGUAUGCAAAUCGAAAAAACUUGUCAAACAAGUGGAAGACAAAUCAAGUCAACCAAGCAAUGAAAGUUCAUCAGACGAGUAUCUUUAUGGUAUACAGACAAUCAACCAGGUUAAAUCAAAACAACCUAAAACUGCGGUAACUGUUGAUGGAUUGACUCUUAAUAUCCUUGUAGACACAGGAUCAAGCAUCAAUGUCAUGGAGGAAACAAGCUACAACAAAAUGAGAAAUAAGAAAAAGCUACAGAAAGCAUCAACAAAACUGUUUGCGUAUGGCUCAACAAAACCUUUACCUGUAAUUGGAACUUGUGUUGCAAGCAUAGAAAGUAAACAGCGAAUUGUCACUGCGCUAUUUUAUGUAGUAAAGGGAUGCAACGGAAACUUACUGAGCUAUGAAACGUCAGUAAAUCUUCAACUCAUACCCGUUAUCUCUGCUGUAUCGGAACAGAGAGAAGAGAAGCUGUGCGAGAAAUACGCAUCAAUUUUCGAGGGUAUCGGGAAAUUGGAAAACACCCAGGUAGAUAUACACAUUGAUGACAAUGUAAAACCUGUGGCUCAACCACUCAGACGUAUUCCCUUUCAUGUUAGGAAACAUGUAGAAGCUGAGCUAGACAGACCACAGGUCCUAGCCUCGUCUGUCAAUACACCCAAUAUAUAA
Messenger RNA from Pecten maximus, 1383 nucleotides. RefSeq lists its product as uncharacterized. The coding region runs from base 1 to 1383 and encodes 460 amino acids. Lineage: Eukaryota; Metazoa; Mollusca; Bivalvia; Pectinida; Pectinidae. Gene Ontology annotation, molecular function: aspartic-type endopeptidase activity. The transcript has a single exon. The record is from RefSeq and is a predicted model, not a curated record. Gene Ontology annotation, biological process: proteolysis.